Messenger RNA from Callithrix jacchus (white-tufted-ear marmoset), 559 nucleotides. It is a transcript of the gene LSM8, whose product is annotated as LSM8 homolog, U6 small nuclear RNA associated. Gene Ontology annotation, biological process: mRNA splicing, via spliceosome. The record is from RefSeq and is a predicted model, not a curated record. Lineage: Eukaryota; Metazoa; Chordata; Mammalia; Primates; Cebidae. Gene Ontology annotation, molecular function: mRNA binding. Gene Ontology annotation, cellular component: U6 snRNP; U4/U6 x U5 tri-snRNP complex; precatalytic spliceosome.
AUUGCUGCGGCCCGGCAAGCGCAGGCCACAGCAGGGUUCUAGCGCGCCCAUUCAGUUCCGCCUGCCGCCGGCACCGGUGUGUUACCCGGAACUGCCGGGCAGAGCAGCAUGACGUCCGCCUUGGAGAACUACAUCAACCGAACUGUUGCUGUUAUUACAUCUGACGGGAGAAUGAUUGUGGGAACACUAAAAGGUUUUGACCAGACCAUUAAUUUGAUUUUGGAUGAAAGCCAUGAACGAGUAUUCAGCUCUUCACAGGGAGUAGAGCAAGUAGUACUAGGAUUAUACAUUGUAAGAGGUGACAAUGUCGCGGUCAUUGGAGAAAUUGAUGAAGAAACAGAUUCUGCACUUGAUUUGGGGAAUAUUCGAGCAGAACCUUUAAAUUCUGUAGCACACUGAGGAAAAACUACAUACUUGGACAUCUAUAAAUCUUUGUACAGAAACUGAUUAUUCUGAGGAUGAUGUGUGGAAUUUUUAUGAAUGUGUAACUGGAUUUUGACUCCUUAUCGAUUUAUUACAAUAUGUAAAUUAAAAUAUUUCUGCAUUUUAUUGAAAAAAA